UUUAUCUACUCUGUUUCAAAAAGCCAACUGCUUCUUCAAUCAUAUUGCAUAUAAGACUUUCCCACUGGAUUUCAGCUCCACCAUCCUCUUCUUUUUCCAUGCAUGCCUUUAUCCUUCUCUUGUGUUGUGGCUUGUUGGUCACCUUUGUUGCUGGCGGGAAUAAUGAGACAGACCGGUUAGCAUUGCUUGAGUUCAAAGCGAAGAUCGCUGAUGAUCCUCUCCAGGUUAUGAGCUCUUGGAAUGACAGCAUCCACUUUUGCCAAUGGCGAGGGGUCACCUGUGGUCGCCGACAUCAGAGGGUCACCGUAUUGAAUUUGCCAUCUUCGAAACUGGUAGGCUCCAUAUCACCACAUAUUGGAAAUUUAAGUUUUUUGAGGCAAAUAACCCUCCAAAACAACAGCUUGCAUAAUGAAAUCCCUCUUGAAAUUGGUUAUUUGCAUAGAUUGCAAGUCUUACGAUUGAACCAUAACUCAAUCAGUGGUAAAAUUCCUAGCAAUUUAUCCAGUUGCGCCAAUCUCAAAACUCUUCUUGUCAAAGCUCCAAUCCUUUUUUAUAGUUAACAAUAAAAUGACUGGAGGUAUCCCACCUUCUUUCGAGAACUUAUCUUCUCUAGACGCCUUUGUAGCAUCUGAUAAUAACUUAGGUGGGAUUAUCCCUACAUUUUUUGGUCAAUUGACCAAACUUACAUUAUUUAGUGUGCCUGGAAAUAGGUUUUCUGGUACAAUUCCUCCCUCAAUAUCCAAUCUCUCUUCAUUGAUACUAUUUGAUAUAGCAGACAACCAAAUCCAGGGACAUCUUCCAACAUACAUAGAUUUCACCCUACAAAAUAUGGAAGUAUUUAUUAUUGCAAACAACCAAUUUACUGGAUCUAUCCCUCUUGCAAUAUAUAAUGCCUCAAAUUUAGGGAUAUUUCAAUUGAGUCUAAAUGAGCUAAGUGGAAAAGUUCAUUCUUUGGAAAAGCUAAAUAGAAUUUCCUCUUUUUUAAUUAGCGUUAACAAUUUUGGAAAUGGAGGUGAGAACGACUUGAGUUUUCUUUGUUCUUUGACAAAUUCCACCUAUUUGAAUGAGUUGGAGAUAAGUUUCAAUAACUUUGGGGGAAAGUUGCCUAAGUGCAUUGGAAAUUUCUCAACUACUCUUAUCUAUUUAACUCUAGAUAAUAAUAAAAUAUAUGGAAAGAUUCCUGUUGAAAUUGGAAACAUGAUCAACUUGGAGAGACUUAGCAUGUGGAACAACAAACUAUCAGGUAAUAUUCCCUCUGAAAUUGGACAGCUUCAAAAGUUAAAAGUCUUGGAAUUACAUGCAAACAAUUUCUUUGGGAACAUUCCGUCCUCUCUUGGAAAUUUAACGGUCUUGAUGAACUUGUAUUUACUUGAUAAUAAUCUUGAUGGAAACAUCCCGUUAAGUCUAAGCAAGUGCAAAGACUUGUUUUCUUUGAAUCUUGCUAAUAACAAUCUCAAUGGUUCAAUAUCUCCACAAGUCAUUGCUCUCUCAUUCUCAACAACUUUUCUUGAUUUGUCUGCCAACCAAUUUACUGGAGCCCUUCCGAUGGAAAUAGGAAAUUUUAAGAAUCUUGAAUAUCUGGAUAUUUCUGAAAACAAGUUUUUUGGUAAAAUUCCAACAAGUCUUGGUAGUUGUGUAAAGCUCGAAACUCUAGCCAUGGGCGAAAACCUCUUCCAAGGAAUUGUUCCGUUUUCUUUGGAAUCAUUAAGAGGUCUUGAAAAUCUUGAUCUCUCCAACAAUAAUUUGUCAGGACAGAUUCCAAAGUUUCUGGAGCUCUUUGUCUACUUGCAAUUUUUGAAUCUAUCUUACAACAAUUUUGAGGGUGAGGUACCAACAGUUGGAGUUUUUAAGAACGGAAGUGCAACUUUCAUUAAGGGUAAUAGUAAGCUUUGUGGGGGUAUACCUAAGUUUCAGCUUCCGAAAUGUAAAUACCAAAAAUCUAAGAAGAGAAAGUUGACCCUCACCUUUAAGUUAAUAUUCUCUAUAUCUUCUGGGCUUCUAGGAGUAACUUUGGUUCUGUCACUUCUAUUUCUUUCCUCUUUAAGAAAGAAAAGAAAAGAAAAUACUUCAAGUGACUCGGUGAAUUUGCUUUUGAAUCUAUCUUACCAAAAUCUCCUUAAAGCAACUGAUGGGUUCUCUUCUACCAAUUUAAUUGGUGUGGGUAACUUUGGAUCUGUGUAUAAAGGAAUUCUUGAUCAAGGUAGAGGUAGACAUACAAUUGCUGUCAAGGUGCUCAACCUUUUGCACCAUGGAGCUUCUAAAAGUUUCAUGGCCGAGUGUGAGGCUCUGCAAAACAUUAGACAUCGAAAUAUUGUAAAGGUUCUUACAUCAUGUUCUAGUAUUGACCAUCAAGGUAAUGAUUUUAAAGCAUUGGUAUAUGAGUUCAUGGCAAAUGGCAACCUAGAUGAAUGGCUGCAUCCAACACUAAGAACAGACGAGACUCUUGAGGAACCAAGGAAUUUGAGUCUUCUUCAGAGAUUAGAUAUUGCCAUUGAUGUUGCUAAUGCAUUGGAUUAUCUUCAUCAUCAUUGCCAUACACCAAUCAUCCACUGUGACCUCAAGCCUAGCAAUGUUCUUCUUGAUGAUGAAAUGGUUGGACAUGUAGGUGACUUUGGCUUGGCAAGAUUGCUUUUUGAUGCUACCCAAGAUUGUUCUAUUCACCAAUCAAGCUCCAUUGGAGUAAGAGGCACAAUUGGUUAUACUCCUCCAGAGUAUGGUUUGGGAAAUAACGUGUCAACAUAUGGUGAUAUCUAUAGUUAUGGCAUAUUAUUAUUAGAGAUGUUCACGGGAAAAAGGCCUACUGAUGAUAUUUUUCAAGAUAACUUAAACCUCCACGACUUUGUUAAAGCAAUUUUGCCAGAACAGAUAAUUGACAUUAUAGAUCCUAUCCUUCUGCAUGUGCAUGAAAGAGAAGGAGAGACGCGUACAAACAACAUUACUCGCAAUGAGGGUCAAAAUGGAAAUGUAACAAGUCAAGAAUGCUUGAUUAUGAUUUUCAAAAUUGGGGUUGCUUGUUCGGUUGAAUUUCCAAGAGAAAGGAUGAGCAUGAGUGCUAUUAUAAUUGAGCUACAUUCAAUUCGACAAAAACUUCUUGGAACUAAUAGACGCAGACAAAGGCUACAAUCCACAGAUAAUAUAUUGUUUGCCUUUGUGUAUAUGUUAUAAUUUGGUAGCACCCCACACUUCAUGAUAUAAUAUGAUAAGGCUAGUCCAAAUAUUUUAAGGGAAGAAGGUGUCACUAAUCAUAUAGCUCAUUAUGUUGCAUUCAGUUGGGGAAUAUGCCCAAUUACUUUUUUAUAAUACCAAAACACA
Quercus lobata is the source of this 3312-nucleotide messenger RNA. RefSeq names its product probable LRR receptor-like serine/threonine-protein kinase At3g47570. The transcript has 2 exons. The coding region runs from base 568 to 3165 and encodes 865 amino acids. NCBI's taxonomy places the organism in Eukaryota, Viridiplantae, Streptophyta, Magnoliopsida, Fagales, Fagaceae. Gene Ontology annotation, biological process: protein phosphorylation. The record is from RefSeq and is a predicted model, not a curated record. Gene Ontology annotation, molecular function: protein kinase activity; protein binding; ATP binding.